AUGGCGACAGCAAGUUUUGCGGCUAGCACGGCUAGCUUAAGCGCCGCCAAGGCCAUGGGCCUACCAGUGGACCUUUGGGAGAGCAGGCUUGAGAAGCUUCUGGACAAGAAGCUGGCAGAGUACCUCGUACAUGCUGACACGAAUCAGACCGUCAUCGCAUACUUAGAGCAAAUUGCUGGGGCCAUGGAAGCAUUGGCAGAGCCGCAGAAAUCCCCAGAUCGCCACUCCCCAUCCUCACCGGCAAGACCAACUUCACCGAAGGAGCCCCGGCCUACGAAGCCCCGGCGACCAGUGGCCUCAAUACAGAGCCUGGUGGAGUUGGAGAGCGCCUUCUUGCAAGAGGUCUGCGAUGUUGGGUCCGUUCGGUCCGAGCGUCGAAGUAUCCGCAGUCCGCUUCCGGAGGCUCCUACCGUCUCGGCACCUGAGUCCCGCAAUUGCCUAGCGCCACCGGAUGCUCCGGACGGAAUCAUACCCGGACUUCUCAACUCACAGGCCGAAGAUGCAGAUUUCCAAGCCAUUCAGCAAAAGGUGCCGCAGACUUCACAAAAGCGCUUGCGACUUCGCGGCUCGAACCUUGUCAUCAUGAACCAAGAGUCGCAAGCCAACAUCCUGGACUCGCAUACACAGACACACCUCAGCUUCGAGGAGCCAAACCCCGCGGAGCUGGACAAAGGAUCCAGGCUGCUCUUGGCACUCCCAGCCUGCUUCUUUUGGGCUGCUGGCAUCCCUGUCUUCAUUCUGUCGGCUGUGCUCGUGCUUCUGCAGACCGUGACAGAUGCGGGCAAGACAGCUCAGUCUUUGAGUUUCAGCCUGGCCUCUAGUUUGCUGUAUGGUUUGGUGGCAACAUUCUGCGUCGCACGUUUGCGGGGCGCGUUGCUGUCAGAGGACUUGAACCUGGCAGUGGAUCGUCUGCACCUGUUCGUCGCGGACUUCAAGCUGCAUUGGAGCGAAGUGAGUGGCCAAGAAUGGCGCAAGUACGUUGUGGCCUGGCUUUGUCUCGUCUUGUGCGGCCUGGGGCAAUUUGGCUUGGAAAUCUGGAUCAGUCAGCAGGACAUCGAACUACCGCUCACUGAUGAGUGGGAGGGUAUUUGGGCGAUAUAUGCUGUGAAACUCACGCUGUUGCUGUGCUUUGCAGUGUCCAGCGCAUCCUUGAUGGUGAUUACGUACGUGCAGUCUCAUCUCCUGCUGGGACUGGACAAAGUCUUGGAUUGUUGGUGCGGGCAGAUCGUUGAGUGCCCCGAUUUCAUCGAGUGCGUGAGCAGCUGGAACGCGAUGCAGGCACUGCUCAAAUGCGUUGGCCGAGAGCUUGCUGGUGGCUUUGUGGCUCUGCAAGCAGUGGGAGCUGUUGGCUUUGCCUUUUUUCUAGGAGGGGCAGUGAGCUUCGCAUUUCGGACUGACUUCUAUCUCGAGAGCUUGUUGGCGGAGAUUCUUGCCGCUGUGCCAUUGCUCUUCCUCUUCAUUCUGAACAUGCGUGUGUGUGCUCACGGGGCCGCAUUGACUGAGAAGCUCGGCAGGGAUUACGAGAUGCUCACCACAGGCUGA
This is a messenger RNA of Symbiodinium natans, 1542 nucleotides long. The record is from the annotation of a GenBank genome assembly. Lineage: Eukaryota; Dinophyceae; Suessiales; Symbiodiniaceae.